Molecule: messenger RNA, 1707 nt
Organism: Pteronotus mesoamericanus
Lineage: Eukaryota; Metazoa; Chordata; Mammalia; Chiroptera; Mormoopidae
Gene: EBAG9
Product: estrogen receptor binding site associated antigen 9
Exons: 8
Coding region: 433-1074 (213 amino acids)
Cellular component (GO): secretory granule
Source: RefSeq, a predicted model, not a curated record
GCCGUCACGCUGACGCGUGGGAGAUCGGUCCGCCGGGCGCCGUCCGGAAAACCCCCCGAGACUCCAUACGCGCCCCCCGCAGGGAAAUUUGCCCGUCCUUUUUGCCGUUCAUCUGCACACCGUGCUCGUUCCCAGGCAGAUUUUUCCAAAUAUAAAUCCCAGCCCACCUGGCACCCACUUUUAGCAAUUAAGAGCGUUUCCCAAAACGCCAUGCGCAUGGCGUCGGAUUGGGUAACCUGAAAACGCUCCUGUCGUUUUUCUCAUCUGUGCAGUGGGUAUGAUCUUGUUUUUCAUCAGGCAAUUUCAGAGAAGAAGGGGGAGAGAGAGAGAGAGAGAGAGAAGCAUUGAUGCGAGAGAGAAACGUUGAUCAGUUGCCUGCCGUAUGCACCAAAACUGGGGAUUGAACCUGCAGCCUAGGUUUUGCUUCCCACCAUGGCUAUCACACAAUUUCGGUUAUUUAAAGUUUGUACAUGCUUAGCAACAAUAUUCUCAUUCCUAAAGAGAUUGAUAUGCAGAUCCGGCAGAGGACGGAAAUUAAGUGGAGACCAAAUAACUUUGCCAACUACAGUUGAUUAUUCAUCAGUUCCAAAACAGACAGAUGUUGAAGAGUGGACAUCCUGGGAUGAAGAUGCACCCACAAGUGUAAAGGUUGAAGGAGGGAAUGGGAAUGUGGCAACACAACAAAAUUCUUUGGAACAGCUGGAACCUGACUAUUUUAAGGACAUGACACCAACUAUAAGGAAAACUCAGAAAAUCAUUAUUAAGAAGAGAGAACCGUUAAAUUUUGGCAUACCAGAUGGUAGCACAGGUUUCUCUAGUAGAUUAGCAGCUACACAAGAUAUGCCUUUUAUUCAUCAAUCACCUGAACUAGGUGACUUAGAUACCUGGCAGGAAAAUACCAAUGCAUGGGAAGAAGAAGAAGAUGCAGCCUGGCAGGCAGAAGAAGUUCUGAGGCAGCAGAAGAUAGCAGAUAGAGAAAAGAGAGCCGCCGAACAACAAAGAAAGAAACUGGAAAAGGAAGCACAGCGGCUAAUGAAGAAGGAACAAAAUAAAAUUGGUGUGAAACUGUCAUAACAACUGUCCUUCAAAUGUCAUAGUGCCAGUAGGAGAAAUAUAUGACCCACAACCCAAGCAACAUUUGUACGGCUCUAAGAGUAUUUUCAGAAUACAAACACACUGCUUAAUUUUAAUGCGUUCAUCAGGCCAUUCAGGACACCGGGAUUCUGUCAGAAUACCUUGAGCUAUAGUGAUUGAGACUCAAAAGAACAAAAAAGACUUAUGAGACAAUAUUUUCUUCACCAUGCUCCAAUAUAAGACAAUUGUGUGCUGUAGAGAAAUUAUUACAAAUGGAAUAUACCAGUACCUCUUCAAGCUAGUGUUUCUAGCUAAAUAAAUGGGUGUAAAUAAUUUUAUGGUGGGAAAGAACUCUGCUGUCUAUAAUGCGUUCCUUCAAUGUGCAUAAUGAUAAAAUAAAUAAUUUUAAGUAUUUGUUUGUUUCCAUGAUUACCCAACCUAAAUCAGACAAAUUUGCAGGGCUUUAACUUUUUUAUUGUUGUCAGAAGCUGGUAUUGGCAUACAUUUCCUCUAAUUUGAACUGUUAUUGUUUAUAUUCAGUAUAACAUGAAGGAAUUCAAUGAUUUUGAUUUUCAAAACAAUGACAUUAAAUGCAAUAAUUUUAUUUAUCAAAGAUUUUAUACAUUAUUGUUU